CGGGGAGAGCGGCGAGAGGCCGCGGCGUGCCGAGCCGUGCCCCGCGGCGCCCCGCUCCGCCGGACCAUGGUCGGGGAUCAGUGCAGCCUGCCCGCCGAACGGCCCGUCCUCGCGCAGAGCCCUAAGGCCGGACUGAGCUGCAAGAUGGUGCUGCAGGCGGUGGGCAAGGUGCUGCGGAAGUCCAAGGGAAAGCCAAAUGGUAAAAAGCCAGCACCGGAAGAGAAGAAACUUUACCUAGAGCCAGAAUACACAAAAUCCAGAAUUACCGACUUUGAAUUUAAGGAGCUGGUGAUGUUACCACGAGAAAUAGACCUCAACGAGUGGCUCGCCAGCAACACAACAACUUUCUUUCAUCACAUCAACUUACAAUAUAGUACAAUCUCAGAAUUCUGUACAGGAGAGUCGUGUCAGACCAUGGCAGUGUGCAAUACACAGUACUACUGGUAUGACGAGCGGGGGAAGAAGAUCAAAUGCACUGCUCCACAGUACGUCGACUUCGUCAUGAGCUCAGUGCAGAAACUUGUGACAGAUGAGGACGUCUUUCCUACAAAAUACGGCAAAGAAUUUCCAAACUCGUUUGAGUCCUUAGUGAAGAAGAUCUGCAAGUACCUGUUCCACGUGCUGGCCCAUAUCUACUCCUCACACUUUAAGGAGACUUUGGCACUGGAGCUGCACGGACACUUAAACACGCUCUACACACAUUUUAUCCUAUUCAUCAGGGAGUUCAACCUGGUGGACCUUAAAGAGACCACCGUCAUGGACGACCUCACAGAGGUCCUCUGCAGCAGCAGUGGGAGCAGCAGUAAUGGGAGCGGCAAUGGGAGCAGCAACAGCGCAGGAGCACAGAACCACGUGAAAGAGAGAUGAGCCCUCCUCCAGGAUCAAAACUAACAUUAAAAACAAUAUUAUAUAUUAUGUGUGUAUGUGUAUGUAUACGUUCAGAUAUACAUACAGGUAUAUACAGCUAUGAAAGCUGAAAGAAAUUAUGCUGCCACCACAGGACGUGUAGUCAUACAGGACUGUACGGAGCUUUGGUUUAAUGCGCCACCUGGCGAGAAGUUGCACCAAUUUUUAUUUUCUGUCCACUCCUCCUUUUACCUGUUCAGGUGGAUGGUGAGUGCUGUUUUUAGAGAAGAGCCAAGCCUGAGAGUGGGGCCACUCUUAUUUGUUUUGUUUUGGUUGUUUUGGUUUUUCUUUCUUUGGUCUUGAGUGCAAGCCCUCCAUCUUCUGAGGAUGGUGGUCUUGCCAUUUUAAAAAUACCUACUAUAUUAUAAGAAGUGACUUUUACUUUGAAGUGGCUUAAAAUGCAGAUUUGUUUGGGUUUUUGGGGGGAGCGGGGUGGUUUUCUGGUUUGGUUUUACAUAGACUGCCCCUGACCCCUGCCAGAAGCUUCCCAGUUGAGUGUAUCUUGCCCUUUGCUAGCUUGGAAGGGGAAGAAACUCCUGGCUUGACUAGAGCAGCAACCUAGGGGCUUGCUACGUGUUGAGAGUGGGCAUGAUUCUCCAGUUGUUACAUCUACUUGGUCACAACAUGUGAAUGUGCAAGAGGAUCCACAAGCCUUUCUGCUUAUUGCUCCUACAACAUAUAUGCUCUCUCCCCUGCUCCCUUCGCCUCCUCUUUUUAUUUAUAAAGAUGUGCCUGGGAAAAGAGUAAGAUCACUGGUCUAAAACCAAUGUGCAAGAGCCACCACCACGUGUUUCCCAUUGAAUGGAGGCCCGGGGAGGGAGGAGAAGGGCACAUUGAGUCCGUCACUGCCUGUGCUAGAAAGAUGGCUGUUGGCAUAAAAUUAUAUUGUUGGCUUAUUUUAGUUCAUCUGUUCUAUAAUAAUAAAAACAAAUCUAUCAGCCAUGAGCUUUGUUUUUGUUUGCAGCGCCAGAAUUCACUGGAGUUUACCCCUAAAGAUUCCUUUCACUACUGAAUGCUCUUAACCCUGCUGUCAACCAGUUUUAUAAACAGUUCUUUGUCUUUCACCCUGUAAAAUGGCAUUUAUCAUCAAUUUCUUAUCUUUUUUUCCUGGUACUGCUAGGAGCCUCCUCUCCAGGGGUAAGCAACACACAGAAGGAAACAACUUUCUUGUUAGUACACACUUUCAAGUUCUUGAUAUCUAGGCAUGCUCCUGGAUACUUUGCAGCAAAUACAGCAUCACAGUAUCUGCAUCAAUGACAUUACUCUCAUUUCCACUGAAUUCUGGCACUCCAGAUUUCCAGUUGGUAAAAAGCCAGAUUUUGGCUUGCGAUUGCACUUCUACCAACUCUGCAGCAAACGGUCUUUGUGAAUUGUUUGUUACCACUUUUAAGGUAUUUACAUCAUUAGUAACCAACAUGGCAUGAAUUCCAGAAAGAAUUCCUGAACAAGUUCUUUAACUGCAUUAGUAAGAAAGGGGAGAUGGAGAGAAAGCACAAGAGCAAUAAGAACAAUUUUACAGAGGAAAGACAAGGAAAAGCACAAGCAAGCAAGGAGGCAGAAAAAAAGUACAAGAAAACAAUGAUUAAGUAAUAUGGAAAAGCAACCACAGGUAAAGGAAGAAAAAAAAAACUUAGAUGAGAAUAAAUGGAAGAAGUUAUAAACAUGAGGGGAAAAUAAGAGCAAAAAGACAUGAGCACAAGGAAAGGGAGGUAGAGAAGCAAGAGAAAACAACCUUUGUCAGCCCAGGUGUCACCUUUCAUUUGUACACACUGUGGGUACCCUGUCAAUCAGCAGGCAGGUGUGCUGCUGUCCUGCUACCCAGAUGCUGUUAACAGCCUGUCU
This is a messenger RNA of Phasianus colchicus (ring-necked pheasant), 2748 nucleotides long. It is a transcript of the gene MOB2, whose product is annotated as MOB kinase activator 2. The record is from RefSeq and is a predicted model, not a curated record. Lineage: Eukaryota; Metazoa; Chordata; Aves; Galliformes; Phasianidae.